Messenger RNA from Glycine soja, 669 nucleotides. RefSeq lists its product as uncharacterized. The record is from RefSeq and is a predicted model, not a curated record. The transcript has 2 exons. Lineage: Eukaryota; Viridiplantae; Streptophyta; Magnoliopsida; Fabales; Fabaceae. The coding region runs from base 39 to 395 and encodes 118 amino acids.
AAAGUAAAAGAAAACAAAUUAAGGAAUAUUAAGGUGAGAUGGCAAACAAAUACGUUGCAUUGUUGUUGGUGUGCCUUGUUGUGGCUAUAGGUGUUGAGGCAAUAACCCUCGAGGAAAGACGAAAAGACUGCUACGAGUAUUGCUACAAUGCUUGCAUAUACCCCGCGGUAUUCUGCAAAUGGUUUUGUGGUGGCCGGUGCAAAAACCCAAUACUUUGGGAGACAGCUGACGAAUAUAACGGAAAAAUAGGCACAAAUAGCUUAGAUGAUGACGCAUCAAAAAAGAAGUAUCCUGUACCAACAGAAAAAGACUACAAGGCCUAUCGCUCGGCCCCAUCAUCAACAGAAAAAGACAACAAUGUCCCAUCCCCAUCAAAUACGAAGAAUGAGAUGUAAGAUAGACUGAAAUGGAAACAGAGCACGAGCCCAAGUAUCAUUUUAGUAGAAUGCAAUUGUGUCUAUAUAUAUGGAGUGUGUUUGUCAAGGUUUUCUAGUUAGAUGUAGCUUAAUUAAAAUGCUCGUCUUAUCAAAAUACAUGUAUUUACUAAAGAAACUCAUAUUAGUCGUUUUCAGUGUGUUCAUAAAGUUACUUAAUGUAACAUUUAGAAUACGUUUCAUUGUUAAAAUUUGAUAGACAGGAAAAUAAAUAUAACAAUAAUUGUUCUUCUUU